This is a messenger RNA of Exaiptasia diaphana, 1020 nucleotides long. RefSeq lists its product as uncharacterized. Bases 6 to 794 code for a protein of 262 amino acids. The transcript has a single exon. The record is from RefSeq and is a predicted model, not a curated record. Lineage: Eukaryota; Metazoa; Cnidaria; Anthozoa; Actiniaria; Aiptasiidae.
UACAAAUGCAGGAAAAAGUUGACUCUGACGUUGACUCACAACUCUCAACAAUGAUAAACAAGUUGAUGUUUCGAAAAGAAAAACCUGACGAGGAAAAGCUAAAGGAAAAGCUAAAUCUCAUUCUUCGACCUGCCAAUUGUACUUCACUUGUCACUACUAAAGUUGAUGAAUUAAUCUGGCAAAGGCUAAUGCCACAAACACGCUCGUUUGACUCAAGGGCACAGGUAGCCSAAACAUGUAUUGUGAAGUCUGUAACACUCUUGACAAAAAUGCUGGAUAAGGCAUUAAACCUAAAAGACAAAAUCCCAGAUCUGCUUACAUCRUCAACCUCUGAUGAAACCGACAAACCUGACGAAAAAUUGCAAGGUGAAAUUGACACCUUCAUCCAAGAAGGUGUGAGUGCCCUCGAAAUCAUGAGYUUUGCAAAUUAUGRACUGAAUGCACGGCGUAGAGAGUGUAUARAGCCAGAUUUAAAUGAGGAAUACACUUCGCURUUCUCUGCAUCAGUGCCAAUCAAUGAAUUCUUGUUUGGAGGGGACACAUCCAAACGAUUGGAGGAAAUUGACAAAACAAACAAGGUGGUGAAAAAGGCUAUGGGUCAUAGCUCAUACUCCAAARGUCGGCAGUAUAAAACCAYUAACUUUAAUUAUAASAACAGAGGUCGGAACCRGAGGUCAUAUUCAAAAAGGAACAAUUACCCUYAGAGGCCUUUUKUAGGGAAACAYCSUUCCCCCUCCAACAGCAACUAUCAAAGAUAUCAAAAAGGAGGAAAAGGGAAGGAGUCAAAGAAUUAAACACAACUGAGGUAAGAAAYUCUCUGSUAUCUUUYUAUGGGGAUUCUUUUCACCUGGUUAGCACAACCCAUUUUAAAGCAGGUAGACUGAAAGAGUUUGCACCAAAAUGGGAGCAGCUAACAUCAGAUGUCUAUAUCCUUGACACUGUACAGCAUUGUCACAUAGAAUUUGCGGAAGAUUUCCGCUCAUGUAAACAAACAUAUGUCAGGACACAACAUUUCAAUAA